AUGUCAUCGACGACCACCACCACCGCAUACACGGACCUAAUCUCGAGGACCCGGCGCUCGUUCGCCACCGGACGGACUAAAGACAUAACUUUCCGCAAAAACCAAUUGACGGCUUUGUAUCGCUUUCUGGUGGACAACGAGUCGCUCAUAGUGUCGGCGCUCAACGAAGACAUCCGGAAGCCGUCAUUCGAGACACGAAUGGCUGAAAUAGACUUCUGCCUGAACGACAUCAGGGGUCAGUUGUUUAACAUCGAUGAGUACGCCGCCCGUAAGGCCGUGCCCAAGACGUUGGUGACCAUCGCCGACCAGCCGUUCAUACAGUCGGAGCCCUACGGGCUGGUGUUGAUCAUCGGCGCCUGGAACUACCCGAUUCAGGUGACCCUGAGUCCGCUCAUCGGUGCCAUCGCUGCCGGAAACGCUGCGAUUGUGAAGCCCUCGGAGUUGUCGCCAAAGACGGCCGAACUCUUCCGCCAACUGAUCCCCAAAUAUCUCGAUAACCAGUGCUAUCAUAUCGUCUUAGGCGAUGCCGAGGACACGAAACAAUUGUUGACCGAAAAGUUUGAUUACAUAUUCUUCACGGGAAGCAAUCGCGUCGGCCGUUGCGUCCACCAGUCGGCCGCCCGCCAGUUGACGCCCGCGACCCUCGAGUUGGGCGGUAAGAGUCCCCUCUAUAUCGACGACUCGCUGCCGGACAUGGAGAUGGGUUGGCGCCGGGUAUUGUGGGCUAAGAUGAUAAACGCCGGCCAGACGUGUGUGGCGCCCGACUACGUCCUGUGCACCGCCGGCGCCCGCAAAAGUCUCGCCCACUUCGCCGCCAAAGUGUUGGCACAGUUUUUCGGCGAUAACCCGAAAGCGAGUCCCGAUUUCGGCCGCAUUGUCAGCGACAGACACUUCGAGAGGUUAGCAAAGUUUUUGACGUCCGGCAAAAUACUCGUCGGCGGCGACACAGACAUCGCCGACCGAUACAUAGCGCCCACCAUCUUGACGGACGUCUCGCCCGACGACGCCGUCAUGCAGGAGGAGAUCUUCGGACCCAUACUGCCGGUGCUGGUGGUGCGCGACGUGGACGCCGCCAUCGACUUCAUCAACGCGCGCGAAAAGCCGCUCACUUUAUACGUCUUCUCGACCGCCGAUGGUGUCGUCGAUAAGAUACUGAACAACACGUCCAGCGGAUCCGUUUGCGUCAACGACGCGAUGAUACACUUGACGGUCGACGCCCUGCCCUUCGGAGGUGUGGGCAACAGCGGUAUCGGCGCCUAUCACGGGAAGUACUCCUUCGAGACUUUCUCGCAUCAAAAAUCUGUGCUGAUCCGUGGCUAUAAUCCGGUGCUCGAGUGGGUGGGCUCUAAACGCUACCCCCCUUACAGUGAUAAUCGUUUGAAACGUUUGCUGCGAUUAUUGCGUAAACGAAAGUCUUAUGUCCCAAAGAAUACCAUCUAUUACUUGAUAUUCAUAUUUGGAUUCAUCUCGUGUUUCAUCUACAAAGCGAUUGAAGACUAUUUGCUGUAA
Molecule: messenger RNA, 1509 nt
Organism: Oppiella nova
Lineage: Eukaryota; Metazoa; Arthropoda; Arachnida; Sarcoptiformes; Oppiidae
Source: the annotation of a GenBank genome assembly